This is a messenger RNA of Sungouiella intermedia, 306 nucleotides long. The record is from the annotation of a GenBank genome assembly. Lineage: Eukaryota; Fungi; Ascomycota; Pichiomycetes; Serinales; Metschnikowiaceae.
AUGUCGUCGUUCAUCAUCAGAAGACAAUUGUCCACCUUGAUUCCACCCAAGAUUGCUUCUGCCAAGAACCUUGGAUCCAACCCUAAUGCCAAGAGAAUGGCCGAGGUUGUCUCUUUCUACAAGAAGUUGCCAACUGGUCCAGCACCAGCUGCAAAGAAGCCAGUCACCCCAUGGGGCAAGUACAAGGCCGCCUACUUUGACGGAGACAAUGCAUCUGGUAAGCCAUUGAUCCACCUUGCCGUUCUCGUCAUCGUUUUGGGUUACACCUGGGAGUACCAGUCUCACUUGAAGCACCACAAGCACUAG